Molecule: messenger RNA, 2277 nt
Organism: Pygocentrus nattereri (red-bellied piranha)
Lineage: Eukaryota; Metazoa; Chordata; Actinopteri; Characiformes; Serrasalmidae
Product: protein-glutamine gamma-glutamyltransferase 2-like
Exons: 13
Coding region: 22-2064 (680 amino acids)
Biological process (GO): peptide cross-linking
Molecular function (GO): protein-glutamine gamma-glutamyltransferase activity
Source: RefSeq, a predicted model, not a curated record
UCCGAGUCGGAAACUGAGAAUAUGGAUCAAGUGCUGGAGAUAGAUCGUGUUGAUUUGGCCUGCGCGGUGAACAAUGCUGAACACCACACGGAGCUGAAUGGAGCGACCAGGCUGAUCGUGAGAAGGGGUCAACCUUUUACCAUCAACCUUCACCUACAACCCGGCACUCACUUUCACCAAGGAACCAACAUCAACCUCAUCGCCACCACAGGCCCGGAACCCUCAGAGGACGCAGACACUGCAGUAAAAUUUGGGCUCAGUAAAUUCAUGUCGAAGACUCGAUGGAGCGCAACUGCAGCGCUGCCGUCUGAGAACACUGUAUCACUCACCGUGUGCAGCAACCCCAACGCCCCCAUAGGCCUGUACCAGCUGACCCUUGACCAAGGCAGCGGGGUCAGUCUGGGGCAGUUUGUCCUGCUCUUCAACCCUUGGUGCACAAGAGACUCUGUGUAUUUGGCGAAUGAGGCCGAGAGGCAGGAGUACGUCCUGUCCCAGGAUGGACUGAUCUAUCGCGGGAAGCCUAAACGCAUCACAGUCCUGCCGUGGACUUUUGGACAGUUUGAGCCUGAUAUGCUGGACAUCUGCCUGACCGUUCUGAGUAAAAGCCUUCAGCACUUGCAGAACCCAGCCCAAGACUGCUCGGACCGGAGAAGUCCUGUGUACGUGACCCGUGUCCUCAGUGCUAUGAUCAACAGUCAGGACGAUAAGGGAGUGCUGGUGGGGAACUGGUCAGGAAAGUAUGAGGACGGAGUAAGGCCCACAGCGUGGAAGGACAGCUGUUCUAUUUUACGGCAGUGGUAUCAUCAGGACUGCAUUGGGGUGGAAUAUGGCCAGUGCUGGGUGUUUUCUGCAGUAGCGUGCACAGUGUCCCGGGCUCUCGGCAUUCCAUGCAGAGUGGUCACCAACUAUGAAUCGGCUCACGACACCAACAGCAACUUGCUGGUUGAGUGUUACUAUGAUGAGUUUGCUGAGAAUCUUGGCGAUGACUCCAUAUGGAACUUCCACGUGUGGGUGGAGAGCUGGAUGACCCGUCCGGACCUGAAGCUUAGCUAUGAGGGAUGGCAGGCCAGUGACUCCACCCCACAGGAAACAAGUGAUGGGAUUUACUGCUGUGGCCCGGUCCCUGUCAGAGCCAUUAAGGAAGGUGACCUCACCGUGAAGUACGAUGCGCCGUUCGUGUAUGCGGAAGUGAACGCGGACGUGGUGGAGUACGUCACUCUGAGAGAUGGCAGACAUGUGAAAAUAGACAGCUCCACCACAGAGGUGGGCCAGUGUAUCAGCACCAAAGCAGUGGGCAAUGACGAGAGGGAGGACAUCACUCACCUCUACAAAUACCCUGAAGGUUCAGAAGAAGAGAGGCUGGUGUUUGAGAAGGCCAACCAUCAAAAUCGGCUAAUCCAGAAUGAGGAAGACCCUGGUGUGCAUGUGAAGAUCAAACUGACCCCCGAUAUGAUGGUGGGAACCGACUUUGAUGUGUAUGCACGGGUCAAAAACAACACAGAUGCCCCAAAGAACUGUCACCUGAUGUUCUACGCCCAGGCCGUGUCCUACAACGGCAAACUCGGGGAGACCUGCGGACUGACGGAGCUCACAGAGAUGAAUGUGAAGCCAACAGAGGGUGACAAGGCAACUCUUCGACUGAAGUAUUCUGAGUAUGGGAAAGCCAUAACUCAAGACAGGAUGAUCAAACUGGUGGCUCUGCUUGUUGACAUAGAGACCAAGGAGUUUUAUAAAGCCACCAAGACCAUAAUGCUGGACAGCCCUUCCAUCACCAUCACUGUUCCAGGGGAGGCCAAUGUAGGCCAGCCACUUGUGGUCACUGUACUGCUGGUGAAUCCUCUACCAGAAGCACUGGAGAACUGUGUCUUCUCUUUACAUGGAGCUAACCUGACUGAUGGAGCACCAAUCAUUAAAGAAGUUGGGGCGGUGGGUCCUGAAGAGAUCACCACUGCUGAGCUGGAGUUCACGCCAAAGGCUUCAGGAAUACGGAAACUUGUGAUUGAUUUUCACUCCGAUAAACUAAGCAACAUCCAGGGAUAUAGGAAUCUAGUCAUUGGAGAAUAAGUUCACUUGUUCUAUUCAUCAGACGUCAGUCAGUUUCUAACUGACCAAAUCAAACCAUUUUCAAGACCAAUUUGAGCAACAGCUGCUGGCGAAUAGUGUUUCAAUUGGCACAGAACUUUGAUGUAAUGAUUGUGAUAUUUUAAGUGUAAAAUAAAUUAUAUUUAUAUAUUUACACACACGCACACACACCCCUCUAAACCAAUCAGGCAUGAU